UGUAAGUCGACGGUGGGGUUGUUGACAUUGCAGCAGAUCUACAAGCUUUCGACAGUUAUGUGACAAUAUUGUCAACAAAUUUUAAUACAUGUUUUCAGUCGGACACUUAACUGUCAGAUGCAAUUUAUUUGAUUUGUGGCGCUGGUUGCUGUCAAUAUGACUCGUGAUCUGAUUCUUGGAGAAGAACUGCCCGACUGGGUGGGAGCAAAAGAAUUUUAUCAGAAAUAUGAUCCCAAAGAAGUCAUUGGCAGAGGUGUGAGCAGUGUGGUGCGCAGAUGUGUACACAAACACACAGGACAAGAGUAUGCGGUUAAAAUCAUUGAGAUCACAGAAGAGAAAAUGACAGAGCAGCAACUGGAUGAAGUGAAGAGCUCCACACUAAAAGAGAUCCACGUGCUCAACCUAGUGAACGGUCACCCGUCCAUCAUCACACUUAUUGAUUCCUAUGAGACAACAACCUUCAUAUUUUUGGUCUUUGACCUCAUGAGAAGAGGAGAACUCUUUGAUUACUUGACUGAAAAAGUCACUCUCAGCGAGAAGGAGACAAGGAGUAUGAUGCGUGCUCUUCUGGAGGCAGUCCAGUAUCUGCAUUCUCUAAAUAUUGUACAUCGAGACCUCAAACCUGAAAAUGUUCUGCUAGAUGACGAGGGACACAUUAAAUUAUCUGACUUUGGUUUUUCGGUCCAACUGCAACCUAAUGAAAAACUAAGAGAGUUAUGUGGAACUCCAGGCUAUCUGGCACCAGAGAUUCUGAAAUGCUCCAUGGAUGAGACGCAUGAGGGGUAUGGAAAAGAGGUUGACCUGUGGGCAUGUGGUGUCAUCCUGUUCACACUUCUGGCUGGAUCUCCACCUUUCUGGCAUCGUAAACAGUUGCUAAUGCUGAGAAUGAUCAUGGAAGGCCGGUACCAGUUUAGUUCUCCGGAGUGGGACGACAGGUCGGACACUGUCAAAGACUUGAUCUCAAGGCUUUUAGUGGUUGAACCCACAUUUCGCCUCACGGCCGAGCAAGCUUUGGCUCAUCCUUUCUUCCUUCAGUACCAAAAGGAAGAAGUGCGGCUCUUUAGUCCCAGAAAGACGUUUAGAGUCUUGAUCGUGACUGUUUUGGCCUGUAUACGAAUGCAGUGCCGCUACAAUCGAGCCAGACCGCUAACAAAGGAGCUUCUGGCAAGAGACCCAUAUUCCCUGCGUGGUGUGCGGAAGCUCAUCGAUGGCUGUGCUUUCCGCAUAUAUGGACACUGGGUGAAGAAAGGAGAGCAACAGAACCGAGCCGCUCUGUUCCAGAACACAGCUAAAAUCACUCUUAUGGGCCUUGAAGACCUUGAAAGCUAACGGUCAUUUCUUAGGUUUCUAGAGAUAUUUUCGUUUAUCCAUGAUCAGUUUUAUUGGUUUUCUUUUUUUUUUAAUAGAUUAUAUAGGCUGUCCAAAGGCACUUAAAACUAAAAACAAUUUACAAAUUAUUUAUAGAUUUAUAUUUUGUCUUUAAAGGGAAUAGUUGAAUUAUGUGAACUCUUUCACAGAAUUUACAUGUUACUCAAAACCUUCAUGUCAUAUGAUUUUCUAUCUUCCAAGAAACGGCAAAAAAGAAGAUUAUCUGAAUGAGCUGCUUUCUUUAUACAGUGAAAGUGAUUAAGGACCAGAAGCUGUCAAGCACCAAAAAGGAAAAAAGCCCCAUACAAACAUUAUGUUCCAUUCAACUAUUACCAUUCCAGGUUAUAUGAUAAUUUAAUGUACAGAUUGCUUGCUUAAAAGCCUGGGUCAGAAUUCACUUUUAAUUUGAUAGAUAAAUCAUAUUGGACAUGUUGGUUAAACAGGUUGUGUUUAGAAGAAAGGGAUAUGGUUUUUAAAACGGAGGGUGAGAUUCUUCUUGUGUGAACUAUUCCAGGUGGUGCUUUUUGAUUUGAUGUCAUGUGACCUCACUUUAACUACUCAUUGAUUUUUGGUUUCCUUUUAAAUGCUCUUGUUUUAAUAUGUUUGUGUUAUCAUCUGCUGUUGCUGAGAUUAUGGACCAGGGCUGCCUUUCCCAAAUGCAUCGUAGCCUUAAAUUGAUCGUAGCAACAUUGGUGACAAAUGAUUUUAAAAUCAAGUUAAGGCUACGGGGCUUUUGGGAAACGCAGCCCAGAUUACUAAAAAUUGGUCUCACAUUCAAGAUUACCUAUUUGAUUGGACAGAGCUUUUUAAGAUCUCUAGUUCAAUUCAUAUGCAUCAUUUGACUGUUUUAACACAAAACUUCAUACCAUUCUGAUAAAAACAAAAGAAUUCCAGACUAUACCAUAAAUGGACAAGGAAC
Molecule: messenger RNA, 2287 nt
Organism: Triplophysa dalaica
Lineage: Eukaryota; Metazoa; Chordata; Actinopteri; Cypriniformes; Nemacheilidae
Gene: phkg2
Product: phosphorylase kinase, gamma 2 (testis)
Exons: 10
Coding region: 157-1329 (390 amino acids)
Biological process (GO): protein phosphorylation; glycogen biosynthetic process
Cellular component (GO): phosphorylase kinase complex
Molecular function (GO): calmodulin binding; phosphorylase kinase activity; ATP binding
Source: RefSeq, a predicted model, not a curated record